GUCUUCGUCCCGUUCGGGUUCAUUCGGAUUACCAAGCGCGCGUUCGCUUAGUUCACUUAGUUCAGUCGAGAAGCGUUUGCGUGUCAGAAGACAUCGUACUUGUUGUAAUCUUUGUUAAUAAUCGCCACCUUGUCGAUAUCAUAGCAUGUGCCCACCAGUUCACAGUCACGUAUACGUUUACCUGCCGCAUCACCAACCCCACAAUAAACUUGUCUCUUACGGUUACCGUUAGGGUUGCUGUAACAUCAUAUCUAGUUGUGUCCUUUCCUCUUAGAAAAAACCGGUAACGCCAUUGUAAGGUCUGCAAGUUUUCCUUUCGUUCUCUCGUUAAAGAAUGUAUAUUCAGCUGUAGCUUAAACGAAGAAUCUCUAUUGGUGUGCAGUGAUAGUAUGAUUUUUUCUUGGAUAUUUUAGUGAAUUCGGAAUCGCGGUUGUAUUAGGUGGGUGAGUUCGCACGUGGUAAAUGGCAGUGUGCACGAGCAUCACAACCUCAAGCCACAUAUUUUCCGUCCAUAGUGGUGCUAUUUGAUUGAACGUAAACGACAAAGAUCAAGAAAAAGAAGAAGAAAUAAUACGAAAAAACAACACGCGCGAAAAAGAAGCAAUCGAGUGAACGGAACAGAAAGAUCGGGGACAAGAUACGAAAUUGCGAGAGCAGCCGAAGUCUGUGUAACGAAGAAGGAAAAACCGAGAAACAAGAUAGACAAAGACAGCAAUAGAAAUCUCAUUUCGACGAGUAACUAGCCACAAGCAAGAUGAGCUGCUGCACGAGUGCUCCGAUUGUAACCCAAACCUGUGAGACUCUUCUGAGCAAGUGUGAAAUCCCGAUCAUCGACCUCGCUCAUAUGGGGACUGAGAGAUGUCCUCAGAAGGGUGUCGUGAAGCAAGUGUCUUCGAAACUGGUAAGAGCGCUAUCCGAGAAAGGAUUAGCUUUGCUCGUCAACCAUGGCAUUCCGGAAUGCAAGAUGAAGGCGGCCUAUAGAGCUUUCGAUGCAUUCUGUGAACUUUCAGAAGAUGUUCGAACUAAAUAUGAACGUAAUCCUAUGGGCAAUUAUGGAUACGUGAAGCCAGGACCGUCAAAAUAUACUGAUGAAAAAGAAGCACGACAUGUUUUCAAUGUGAUUGGAUGCGGAGGAACUCUUCCGGAUGAAGAAGUGCCUGGUUUCAGAUUAGCAGUCAACGAACUUGCUCGAGAUUUUAAACAACUGUCUGCUAUGCUUUUAACUGCUCUGGCCGUGGGCCUAGAGCAAUCCCCUGAUUUCCUGCUCUCGAAGCAUUCGCGCAUGCUGGAAUCUGGAAACGAAUCAACUCUUCGUCUUCUUUACUACCCUCCUCUUGGUGCACCGGCGCCAGGAUUGGCUCGUUGUGGCGCUCAUUGUGAUUAUGGAACUUUCACUUUAUUAGCACAGGAUUGCGAAGGUGGUCUAGAAAUACAGUCUCCGUAUGGAGAACGAUGGGGAAGAGUUGGUCAUCUUCCAGGCGCUAUUUUGGUGAAAACUGGCGAUAUAUUAGCAAAUUGGACAAACAAUCAAUUACAAGCAUUAAGACACAGAGUUGUUGUACCAGAACACUGUGGUCGAGGUCGUCAUUCCAUUGCAUUUUUUGUACAUCCAGAUACUAACACUCCUAUUGAGCCUUUAGAUACAAAAAUUGUAAAAACUAAUCAAGAACCAGCUCCAUGUCGUUUACAGAAAAAAAAACGCGGUGUUAUGACUGCGUACCAUCAUAUUCAACGUCGUCUUCGAGAAACUUAUGCUUCUUAACACUGUUCAUAAUUAUAUAUUCUUAUUUUUAGAUAAGAUAUUUUAGAAAAAUUACUAUUGAAAUUUGUACUGAAAUUUAAAAUUUUGAAAUGUUUAAAAUAAUAUAAUUUUACGUAUUUGAAACAUUAUAAAACAUUAUAAGUUUCCUUUUGAAAGAAAUUAAUUCACGAAUAAUUGACUAUAAAUAAUAUGAUAACUCAUAAUAAAAUUUAUCUAUAUCUAUUUCAAAAAAAGAACAAAAAUUUGAUUCAGAAAAUGAUGAAAUAUGAAAACUAAAAUAUCGCAUCACAAAACAAUAAUAAAGAAAUUUGUACUUACAUUUUGUAAAAAUGCAUUUUAUACAAAUAAUUUAAUUUCUCAUUAAUAAAGUAGAAGACAAUCCAA
Messenger RNA from Apis mellifera (honey bee), 2146 nucleotides. Its product is annotated as UPF0676 protein C1494.01. Gene Ontology annotation, molecular function: dioxygenase activity. The coding region runs from base 755 to 1762 and encodes 335 amino acids. Lineage: Eukaryota; Metazoa; Arthropoda; Insecta; Hymenoptera; Apidae. The record is from RefSeq and is a predicted model, not a curated record. The transcript is spliced from 6 exons.